CCGCCGCCGCCGCCGCCGCCGCCGCGAGACCCCCGCGCGCCGCGCUCCCCCCGCCCUUCGGCCCCGCGCGCCCUCCGGCCCGGCGGCCCCGGCGGCCCCAGAGAAGAACGAGAGGGCGAGCGAGCGCGGCGUUCCCGGGCCGGCCUGGCCCCCUCUCCUCACCAUCGCCGGCCCUCCGCCGCCUUUCUCCGCUUCCACCUUUUCUCCUCUCCCCCCCAAGUUGAGGCCCCCUCGGGGGGGGGGGAGGACCGGGACCGGGAGUGAAUUCCCCUAACUCCUUCACCCUCUCCCCGCACCUGGCCCCAGGGUGAGGAGAAGGGCCCGGCCCGGCCCGCGUCGUGUGUGAGGAGCACCCGGGCCGGCCCACGGGCCGUCUUGGGCCUGGUCCGGCCCGCCGGGUGUGUGAAGACCGGGGCCCGGUGCGGCCCGGCCCGAGGGCGAGCCGAGGGGAGGGGCCUGGUCCGGCCCGGCCGGUGCGUGAGGACUGGGGCCCCGGCCCGGCGCCGCCGCCGCCGCCGCCGCCGCGAUGGCCCAGCAGCAGAUGACCAGCUCGCAGAAGGCCCUGAUGCUGGAGCUGAAAUCCCUGCAGGAGGAACCGGUGGAGGGCUUCCGGAUCACCCUGGUGGAUGAGUCCGACCUCUACAACUGGGAGGUUGCCAUCUUCGGACCCCCCAACACCCUCUACGAAGGAGGCUACUUCAAGGCGCAUAUUAAAUUUCCUAUUGACUACCCAUAUUCACCACCUACCUUCAGAUUCUUGACCAAAAUGUGGCACCCCAACAUUUAUGAGAAUGGAGAUGUAUGCAUUUCAAUUCUUCAUCCACCCGUAGAUGACCCACAGAGUGGUGAACUGCCCUCCGAAAGGUGGAAUCCUACUCAGAAUGUCAGGACUAUCCUGUUAAGUGUAAUCUCAUUGCUUAAUGAGCCCAACACCUUCUCCCCAGCCAAUGUGGAUGCUUCAGUUAUGUUCAGGAAAUGGAGGGACAGUAAAGGAAAAGACAAAGAAUAUGCUGAAAUCAUUAGAAAACAGGUUUCAGCCACGAAAGCCGAAGCAGAAAAGGAUGGAGUGAAAGUCCCCACGACCCUGGCGGAAUAUUGCAUCAAAACUAAAGUGCCUUCCAAUGACAACAGCUCAGAUUUGCUUUAUGACGACUUGUACGACGAUGACAUUGAUGAUGAAGAUGAGGAGGAGGAAGAUGCCGACUGUUAUGAUGAUGAUGAUUCUGGGAAUGAGGAGUCGUGACCUGCUCCUUCGAAGCCCCUGUACUGCCCUGCCAUCUCAGGCCAAAGGGAGGGGAGCAGGUUGGGACCUAGCAGUGGCCCCUCAGCAAAAACCUGUCACAGGGGGUGGGGAAACAAACACGGCUCCUGCUGCUCCCCGUGUGGAUCUCAGUUUGCUCCUUUUUAUGGACCUCUUAAUGGAGAGAAGGCAAUCCUCCACAGAAUGUCCGAAUUCUUGCAUUCUUUACCCUUCCAUCACUGUAUUGAUUUUUUUCCCCCCUUUAAACCCAAACCCCUGCCUCACUUCGUCUCUACAAAGUGUUCACAGCAAAACACGUUUGGUCUGUUUUUAGAUUCUUGGAGAAUUAAAUAGUCUUUCAUCAA
Eptesicus fuscus (big brown bat) is the source of this 1605-nucleotide messenger RNA. It is a transcript of the gene UBE2R2, whose product is annotated as ubiquitin conjugating enzyme E2 R2. The transcript has 5 exons. Lineage: Eukaryota; Metazoa; Chordata; Mammalia; Chiroptera; Vespertilionidae. Gene Ontology annotation, biological process: protein polyubiquitination; ubiquitin-dependent protein catabolic process. The coding region runs from base 527 to 1243 and encodes 238 amino acids. The record is from RefSeq and is a predicted model, not a curated record. Gene Ontology annotation, molecular function: ubiquitin conjugating enzyme activity.